AUGGGCCUUCCGGGUGAGGAUUCGUUGGACAGCCUGCGCGAGAAGUCGACAUCGGUCACCUUUGGAAUCACCUUUGGAAUCACCUCGCCCAUAGCCAUGUCUCCAGGGGCACAGAGUCCAUCAGGCAUCCAGAGUCCCCCACCCGAACAGCAACAGCAACAGCAACAGCACCAACACCCGCAUGUCGACCAUGCCAAAGAGAAGCUCCGCCAUUUCAUCCAUCCCGAUGGCCGGAAAAUCCACAUCGCCCACACACCUGAAGAACAUGUCAAACUCCGGAAGGAGCUGAGCCAGCAGCACGGCCCAGACGACUUCGACGUCGUGAUAUCUGGCACCCCAGAACACCUCGCUAUCAUUCGCGAACUACACGCACAUCACACGGCCCGACGCGAAACGCUGCGGGAUACUCAUGGUGAAAUCUUCCACGAAUUCGAGCAGGUCAGAGAUGACUUGGACCAUCUGUCCAGCGAACUUAACCAAUUAACUCACCACGGAGUAGCCUUGGACGCAAACUUCAGCAAGUUCGGGUACACGGCGCGCAUCCGCACCAAGGACGACCACAGCGGGUCAUCCACGCCGUCGCAUGCCUCAACACCAUCCAGCUCAGAGCAGACUCUGCUCGACAAGCACCAGAGCCGCGUUGUCGAUGGCAUGAAGUUCUUUAAACGGCCCGUCAUCCGCCAGUAUUUCCACAAGGGCCUGUUGUGGCGCUCUGCCCGCAGCGGCGAGGUCGGCACCUUUGAACUGUUUGCCGACUUGCUUUACGUCGGCAUCAUCGGCAUCAUUGGGGACAAGGCGGCCGAGGACCCAACGGGGAAGUCGUUCUUGGUGUAUGCCAUCAACUUCACCAUGGCUUUCAAAAUCUGGAACGAUCUCACACUCGUUUCGAACUGGUUCGAACGAGACGACGUCGUCCAGAAGCUGUCUGUCAUGCUCUACCUGAUCCUUCUCUUCGCCUAUACCACCAAUAUAUCCUACGCGUUCGAGACGAGACACCCCGGUGGAGAGCACGACACAUAUAUACCCAUGAUGUCCUUCUAUCUCGCCGAACGCUUCUAUGGCGCCCUGUACUUUACCUGGCUCUCCUACGUCGUGCCCCUGAUUCGAGGCACCCUCCUGUACACAUCCUUUAUCAUCCUCCUCGCCAUCGUGUUUUGGGUCAGCAGCAUCCAUGUCAACUACCCCGGCCAACUGGCCCUUAUCUGGAUCGCCAUCGUUAUCGAUCUCUGGGGACAAGGGUUCGGCAUGUUCCUCUCGCGCGCCUCUUUUCGACAUUCGCGCGAGCCGAGCAGUCGCAGGGAGCGGUUCAUUCGGAAGUACUUUGAAUUCUAUCCGGCUAUCAACAUCGAGCACCGCACCGAGCGCACAAACGCGUUUGUAUCGCUGGUCUUUGGCUACUCGGUGCUCACCAUUCUCUACCAGUCGCGCGCCAGUGUCGGCCUCAACGCCUUUUUGGGUAAAGGCAUCCUCGGUCUUAUACAAGCUUUUGCUUUUCAAUGGCUAUACUUUGAGAUUGACCAUCAAGGGGUCCACGUGCAUGCUAUCCGCCGCCACUGGCUCUCCAGCACCGUCUGGAUCACCUGCCAUUUGCCCUUCGUGCUAUCCUACGUCCUGGCAGCCGCGACGCUGUCGAAACUCGUCCUUGCGCACGACUGUGCAAACGCCAACAUCGAGGACCUGGGCGAAACCUACCAGCUGAAAUCGGUCGCCGACAUCGACGUCGGUCUCCGCUGGUAUUAUUGUGGGGGCAUCGCCGCAGCCCUUCUCUCCAUGAACCUACUCUCAUUUUGCCACGUGCACAAGAAGCUGGAGAACCCGCGCCUGGGGAAAGGGCCUCGCCUGAUCAUCCGCUCGUGCAUUGCCAUCACCAUCCUCCUCCUCCCACUGGCCAAGCAUCUUUCGUCCAUUAGCCUGAUCGGCACGACGGUGGCAUUGGUGUCGCUGGCGCUGGCGCUGGACAUCUUCGGCAUGUCGUGCACGGGCGACCGCUUCUGGACUGGCGGCUGGUGUGACGAGACGAAACGCUGCACCCAGUACGAGGCCCGCAUCCGGUGCAGCAGGCGCAAGAAGCAGGACAUCAUCAAGGCCAUGCACCGCGGUGAGACGGUCCGGCUGGAGGAGCUGCUCCGGCGCCAGAGCACAAACUCGAGCGCCAUGAGCAGUCAGACCGAGCUGGGGUUGAGCGAGAAGCCCGGAGACGAGGAGUGGCAGCACGCCGCCUUGUGA
Fonsecaea multimorphosa CBS 102226 is the source of this 2226-nucleotide messenger RNA. RefSeq lists its product as uncharacterized. NCBI's taxonomy places the organism in Eukaryota, Fungi, Ascomycota, Eurotiomycetes, Chaetothyriales, Herpotrichiellaceae. The transcript is spliced from 3 exons. The record is from RefSeq and is a predicted model, not a curated record. Bases 1 to 2226 code for a protein of 741 amino acids.